Puccinia graminis f. sp. tritici CRL 75-36-700-3 is the source of this 837-nucleotide messenger RNA. RefSeq lists its product as uncharacterized. The record is from RefSeq and is a predicted model, not a curated record. The transcript has 4 exons. Bases 1 to 837 code for a protein of 278 amino acids. NCBI's taxonomy places the organism in Eukaryota, Fungi, Basidiomycota, Pucciniomycetes, Pucciniales, Pucciniaceae.
AUGGCCAAGGCUCCGCCGACCACAUGUACAGGUAACUACUCAUCUUGCAUGGGGAUUCCUUGCAUCCACCAAGUCCACAACACCAAACGCAAGGCGGAAAAGUUCACCGCAAAUGAUUUCCAUGCUCAGGGGCAUGUCAAGAGUGAUCUAGCUGUGCAACUUAGUGAAAACCCAGAUACCACGGAGGCCCCACAGAAGAACCAUGAAGAUGCUUUCCUCAGCGACGUCUUUCAAAAGUUCCAAUCCCUUCAACCUGGCGAACAACACUUCAUGCUUGGGGAAAUUCAUAAACUGAUUGAUGGAACACAUGCGACCAUUCCACUUGAGGAACCCAAGUUUGAUAAGAACCAUCGAUUCAAGAGCCAACCCAAAGGCUCCAAACGGAAACACAAAUCAAAGUCUUCAACCAAGAGGGACCCAUCUGUAUUUCAGUACGUCGAGGGGCAGAAUAAGAAACAAGGCAGGCCAAAGAAGGCGGCCAAAUUGGACGAGGGGCCCAAGCGCAAACCUGGGCAACCAAGGAAGAAACAGGCCGAAAAGGAUGACACAGAUGAGUCAGAGGCCAUGGAAACAGACAAAGAGAGUGAGGAUGAUGCUUCAGAUGGAAUUGGAGCCCUAUGUGAAAAUAUAUUCACCAAGGAGGAGCAUUCGAAAGAAGAACCUACGCUUGAGACAUGGCAGAUACGGGCAGAUACUGUAUCUGUGGCAGCGUUGGAAGAACCCAAUCCCCCAACUGUCAAGAAGCCCUUGCAAAUUAGGCCAAUCAAAGCGGUCAACCAACAACCAGAAGUUCAGAACCCAUCACUGAAGUGGACAAACCUGAAAAAACUCCUUUGA